CAAAACUAUAAAUGUAGUAGGAGCAUGGCAAUGAAUUUCACAUGAUCGUAGGACAUGGUGCAAUGAUUCCGAAGCAAUAGGAAAAAUCGAGGGACCAAAAUGUAAUUCCUGUGAAUUUUCUUUUUACCCAAUCGUUCCCUUUGCAAAAAGGGGCACGUAUGGAGUUGUUCGAGAGCGCAUCAUUGAAUUUCUGAAUUGAAUUGGCCGGAGCCAACACUACGCCAGGGUGGUUAUCGCAAAAAAGGUGAGGCAUCCGGGGGCAGAAUUGCCACAAACCCCAAAGAUCAAGGGGCACGGUGUAAUUCCACCAAAGAUAUACGACGCCGUUUCUUCAUGACCAGUUCAAAUUCGAACGGGGCGGGGCGGGGCGGGGGCGGCUGCAUUGCUCCUCCUCCGCCUCCCUCCUCCCGAGCCAAGAGACCGUCGCCGGAACCAGAGAGGCGAUCGGCGCCAAACGAAACCCUAGCCGCCUCGCUCCAUCAUCACCUCCGUUGCGCCUCCGUGAUGACCUCGCAGGUCGCUCCUUACUCCAUCGACGACAAGGACCUCGACGACGCCGCGCUGUGGGCGUUGAUGGACUCCGCCGCCGCCUCCGCCUCUCUCCCCUCCAGACCUCGCAAGCUGCUCCCGGUCAAGCACUCCUCCGCUCACCAGUCCCCGACUCCCGUCUCCUACCGCUCCCCGCCGGCUCUCGCCUUCCCCGCCAGAUGCAACAAGCGAGCUCACCGCUCGCCUCGCGCGGACUCGGAUUCCGGGGCUCUCUGGGACGGAGAGGUCGUGCAGGAGCCGGUGGACGGCGGUUACUGGCCGCCGCCGCCGCCGCCGCCUCCGCAUAAGAUCGCCAGGUCUUGCGGCUACGAAGCGAGCGAGGCCAGUCCCCUGCCGCUGGUGAGGAGCGCGCAGCGGACGCCGACGACGCCGAUGCGCUCGCCGCCGGAGGCGUACUUGUCGCCGGAGAUCUCGAGGUCGGCGAUGAGCUCGCCGGGGUACUGUGUGCAGAGCGAGGAGAAGGAGGUCAUGAGGCAUUGCUUGAAUGGGAAGUUUCCUACGGUUUCGCUGUUCAAGGAGUAUCAGAAUGCUGCCAUGGCGAUUCUGGAGAAGACUGACUACACAAUGAUUUCUGGGAACCCGUUUAUAAAGAAGUCAGGUUGGAGAAAAAUAUCAUUCUACUUCAACCUUUCUUACGAAAUCAGAGAUAAGACGAUUGAAUUUGAUGAGAACAGGAAUGUACAGCGCGCUGAGUUUGUCGUCCGAGCAUACAUGCAGGGCGGUCGGUUUUCUGAUGGUUGGGGCUCAUGUGAGCGGCGAGAGAAGAGAUUUUCAAAACCAAAUCAUGAUAUCCCUAGUACAGCUGAAACUAGAGCGAAGAAUAAAGCGUGCCAGGACUUGCUGGGUAUUGGGGAGUAUCGUCCAGGUGCAAGCCGUGCUCCGUGAAUAGUAACUCUUCUCUUCCUGGCACAGAUAAAGUCCACGUUCCUUAGCUCUUACAAUUCUCAGUGACCAGAGUCGUACGUUGUAACAAAACGGUCGUUUUAGCCACAGAUAGCUAUAAUCAAUUCUUGGAGUGGGAGGCAGAAGAAAUUCGGGAAACCAACGUUAUGCAGUGUCCCGGCAUCCCAAUCUCUCUUUGUUAUACCUGAAUUUACUCAUGUAAAUGCUCAUUACAGAGUGAAUUUGUGACUCAUAUUUCCGAAGUUUGUA
Messenger RNA from Syzygium oleosum, 1701 nucleotides. RefSeq lists its product as uncharacterized. The transcript is spliced from 5 exons. Bases 334 to 1434 code for a protein of 366 amino acids. Lineage: Eukaryota; Viridiplantae; Streptophyta; Magnoliopsida; Myrtales; Myrtaceae. The record is from RefSeq and is a predicted model, not a curated record.